Messenger RNA from Vombatus ursinus (common wombat), 908 nucleotides. Its product is annotated as lys-63-specific deubiquitinase BRCC36. The coding region runs from base 37 to 822 and encodes 261 amino acids. Gene Ontology annotation, molecular function: polyubiquitin modification-dependent protein binding; metallopeptidase activity; cysteine-type deubiquitinase activity. The record is from RefSeq and is a predicted model, not a curated record. Lineage: Eukaryota; Metazoa; Chordata; Mammalia; Diprotodontia; Vombatidae. The transcript has a single exon. Gene Ontology annotation, cellular component: BRISC complex; BRCA1-A complex. Gene Ontology annotation, biological process: double-strand break repair.
GCCGUUCGGGCGGAAGCGUGGACCGCCGGAUCCGCUAUGGCCGUCGCGGCGGUGCACCUGGACUCGGACGCGUUCCUGGUGUGCCUGAACCAUGCCCUGAGCACGGAGAAGGAGGAGGUGAUGGGGCUGUGCAUCGGCGAGGUGGACGCCAGCAAGAUAGUGCACAUCCACUCGGUGAUCAUCCUGCGGCGCUCGGACAAGCGCAAGGACCGCGUGGAGAUCUCGCCCGAGCAACUGUCGGCCGCGUCCACCGAGGCCGAGCGGCUGGCCGAGCUGACGGGCCGGCCCGUGCGCGUGGUGGGCUGGUACCACUCGCACCCGCACAUCACUGUGUGGCCGUCGCACGUGGACGUGCGCACGCAGGCCAUGUACCAGAUGAUGGACCAGGGCUUCGUGGGCCUCAUCUUCUCGUGCUUCAUCGAGGACAAGAACACCAAGACGGGCCGCCUGCUGUACACGUGCUUCCAGUCGGUGCAGGCGCAGAAGAGCGCCGACUACGAGCGCAUCGAGAUCCCCAUCCACGUGGUGCCUCACGACACCAUCGGCAAGGUGUGCCUCGAGUCGGCCAUCGAGCUGCCCAAGAUCCUGUGCCAGGAGGAGCAGGACGCGUACCGGCGCAUCCACAGCCUCCCGCACCUCGACUCGGUGACCAUGAUCCACAACGGCUCCGUCUUCACCAAGAACCUGUGCAGCCAGAUGUCGGCCAUCAGCGGGCCGCUUUUGCAGUGGCUGGAGGACCGGCUGGAGCAGAACCAGCAGCGGGUGCGGGAGCUGCAGCGGGAGAAGGAACGGCUGCAGCAGGAGCUGGCGGCGCUGGACUGAGGCCCCCCACAGCGAGGGGGCCGGGCAGGCUGGAGGCGGGGGUCCUUCCUGGGGUUUUGUGGUUUGCUCCCCCUCCGCAUACGGGC